AUGGCUCGUAUGCCAACAGCAGUCGUGGAUGUAGGAACUGGAUAUACGAAACUAGGUUUUGCUGGCAAUUCUGAACCGCAGUUUAUUUUUCCAUCGCAGAUUGCUGUUAGAGAACAAGCUGGUGUCACAAACACGCGAACGUAUAAGGGCGUCGAUGAUUUAGACUUUUUCAUCGGUGACGAUGCAACAGACCGUCCAAACUACGCAUCAAAAUGGCCACUGAGGCAUGGAAUUAUCGAAGAUUGGGAUCUGUACGAGCGUUUUAUGGAACAAAUCAUCUUCAAAUAUCUCCGGGCUGAGCCUGAAGAUCAUUACUUUCUUCUAACCGAGCCGCCACUGAACCCGCCAGAAAAUCGAGAGUAUCUGGCAGAAAUCAUGUUUGAGAGUUUCAACGUCCCGGGAAUGUAUAUUGCAGUCCAAGCUGUUUUGGCUCUCGCCGCCUCUUGGACUGCCAGACAGAGUGGAGAACGAUGCCUGACAGGCACUGUUGUUGACUCUGGAGAUGGAGUCACUCACGUUAUCCCAGUUGCCGAGGGUUACGUUAUUGGAUCGUGUAUCAAACACAUCCCAAUCGCCGGCCGAGACAUCACGCAUUUUAUCCAGAACUUGAUAAAAGACAGAGAAUUCGGAGUUCCACCAGAGCAGUCUUUUGAAGUCGCCAAGGCAAUCAAAGAGCGAUUUUGCUACGUCUGUCCAGAUAUCGCCAAGGAGUUCAGAAAAUACGAAACUGAUGUCGUCAAGUGGGUCAAGAACUACACCGGAUUCAACAAUAUCACAAAGAAAAAGUUUGAAAUCGACGUUGGUCAUGAGCGAUUCAUGGGGCCAGAAAUCUUUUUCCAUCCAGAAUUUGCUAAUCCUGACUUUACCACAUCUAUCAGUGAUGUUGUGGACGAUGUCAUUGCAAACUGCCCAAUCGACACAAGAAGACCUCUUUAUGGAAAUAUUGUUCUCUCUGGCGGAUCAACGAUGUUUAAAGAUUUCGGCAGGCGCCUUCAAAGAGAUGUGAAUAAACUCAUCAACAACAGAAUCAAGUUAUCAGAAGAACUUUCCGGUGGCAAAAUGAAGGCCAAAGAAAUGAAAGUCGAGGUUAUUUCUCAUCCAAUGCAGAGAUAUGCCGUUUGGUUUGGAGGAUCUCUUCUUGGAGCCACUCCCGAAUUUGGGACCUUUUGCAGGACAAAAGCUCAAUACGAAGAGUACGGGCCGUCAAUUUGCAGACAUAAUCCAGUCUUUGGCUCAAUGUUUUAA
Molecule: messenger RNA, 1245 nt
Organism: Oikopleura dioica
Lineage: Eukaryota; Metazoa; Chordata; Appendicularia; Copelata; Oikopleuridae
Source: the annotation of a GenBank genome assembly